This is a messenger RNA of Arvicanthis niloticus (Nile rat), 3268 nucleotides long. It is a transcript of the gene Taf1c, whose product is annotated as TATA-box binding protein associated factor, RNA polymerase I subunit C. Lineage: Eukaryota; Metazoa; Chordata; Mammalia; Rodentia; Muridae. Gene Ontology annotation, molecular function: protein binding; RNA polymerase I core promoter sequence-specific DNA binding. Gene Ontology annotation, cellular component: fibrillar center. The record is from RefSeq and is a predicted model, not a curated record. Gene Ontology annotation, biological process: transcription by RNA polymerase I.
GUCUCUCGGGAGCACUUCCGGCCUGGUCCGGAAAACAGUUUAGUCUCGGUUGUAGAUGCUCCAGCAGUUGUGGGUGGCGGAGUUGAGCAGCGACACUCCGGCUCAUUUGUGGCCCCGGGAUCAGAUACGUUCUCUCCAGGAUGGACUUCCCCAGCACGCUGCGUCCUUCUUUGUUUAUGGCUGGUCCUCUUGGCAUGACUGAUGGCCCUGACCUGUCCUUCAUGUGCAGCUGGAGAGAUGCGCUGACCCUGCCGGGAUCCCAGCCACAGAACUGCAGGGACCGGACAUUGUCCUUUGCCAAGAAACUGCUGUGGGAGCCAUCAACACCAGGACCCCUCCCCCUGGUGCCUCCUAGUCCUGAUCCCUGGGACCCUGGUGUGACAGCUCAGGACUUCCUUUUCCGGGGAGGUCACUGCUACCAGUACCAGUCUCAAAUUGUGCUGGAUGUCACCGAGCAGCUCAGCCGCUUCCUGUGGGACCAUGGGGAUCUAGCCUUCGCACCCCUGGGGAAACUCAUGCUGGAGAACUUCAGAUUGGAGGGGAACCGGGGCUACUCCAAAAAGAUGACCAUAGUCAGCGCGAAGAGGCUGCUGCAGGACCUCGGUGGACACCAGCCCUGGGGGUGUCCCUGGGCUUCCCUCAGCCGCCGGCUGCGUCGCUUCUCCAUCCUCGGGGGUCCUGUCCUGAGCAGGUCAGUGUCAUUACUCAUGGGGAGGCUGCUGCAUGAAGAGCUGGCCAUGCGGUGGGAGCAGUUGCUGAUGGAUGAGGCCUUCACCGGAGGUGCCUUGGCCUGGCUGCCUGGAAGGACAGCACGGGCUGGACAACUGGUCUACCCUAGUGGAGGUGCCUUGGACAAGCUAUAUUUCCAGGAGGUCAGUGUGAAUUCAGGUGGCAGCCCCCGGGUCCUUGAGGACCCUGGGCACAUCCAGCUGCAGGGACCUGUACGGCAGGUGGUGACCAGCACUGUCCAGGGAGAAACGCUUCUGGCCGUCCGCUCUGACUACCACUGUGCCAUGUGGAAGAUUGAUAAGCAGGGGCCCCCAGCACCUCUGCAGGUACUGCAGGUAGAGAAGGGGGCCACUGGUAUUAGCCUCAGCCCCCACCUGUCAGGAGAGCUGGCCAUCUGCAGCCGUUCUGGAGCUGUGUGUCUGUGGACUCCACAAGAUGGGCUGCAGCUGGUCUACAAGGACUCUGAGACGCUUGCCUUCCGUGAUCCGUCUCCCUGGCGCUGGGCAGACUUCACUGCCCACCCCCGGGUGCUGACUGUGGGGGACCGCACGGGUGUGAAAAUGGUUGACAUUCAGGGCCCGCCGGGCUGUGGGCUGCUGCUGUUCCGCGCUGGAGCAGAGGCUGCCUGCCAGAAAGGAGAGCGGGUGCUGUUUGCCCAGUACCUUGGACGGCCGGGUCCCACCUCUACAUCUCUGCAGCUCAUCUGCACCCAGUUCUCGAUCUACCUGAUGGAUGAGCGCCUCCCCCUGGUGCCAAUGCUUAAGUGGGACCAUGGCCUGCCAUCUGCACUCCUGCUUGCCCGCCUGCUGCCCCCAGCUAGCCCUGGCUAUCCAUGGCCCCUGCUCCUAGGGGGCCAGGGUGGACAGCUUCAGCUGCUUCAUAUAGCAGGAGAGGGGACUUCCAUGCCCCAGCUGGCAGGGCCUCCUCAGUCUCUUCCCUCCAUCACCGACUCCCUCUCUGCCUUUCCCCUGCUGGAACCCAAGAGGCAGCAGCAGCUGCAGGAACGUCUGGAGGCACCAGUCAUAGGUCUGGCCGCUGCCCCUCCCUGUGCCGCUGCCCCAGGACUGUUGAUCUUCCAGCUCACAGCCGCUGGGGACGUCUUCUAUCAGCACCUGCGCCUCCAGCAAGCCUCCAGUCUUAGAGAGCCACCUGACCGUGCAGCACCCAGGGCGACAGCACCUCUAGUGGACCAGCCGUCCACACCCUCUUGGACCUCUCGGGCCAGUGCCCGUUGCGGCCGCUGGCUGGAGGCCCUGAUGGAGUUGUCCCCCACUUGUCCAGUAUGGGCUGCCCCCACCUUCUCCCACCGCCGUUUUCUGGGCCACAUGGAGCAGCAGAAGAGCCAAGAGACACUGUCACAGAAGCUCCGAGCAGCCAUGGCUAAGGGGCAGCUCCUGCGGCCUGGGGACCUGAGUACACUCCCCAGGGCGGAGCCACCCCCUGCACCUCAGUACAGCCAGCAGGAUGAGCUCACUGAACGCUUGGCAGAAGCCUGGGAAGGCCGGGCAGCUGCCUGGUGGAAAAGACAUCGAGGUCAGACCUCAGGGCCCCAGACACAGUCCAAGCGGCCCAAGCGCCGGACUCAACUGUCUAGUACCUUCUCCUCGUUCACAAGCUACUUGGACUCCCCAGAUGCUAGCAGUGCCCCUCGUAGCCAAGACCUCUCUACCUCAGAGACCUGUCCUCAGCCACCCAGGACUCAACCCUCCCAGGAGUUGACACAGGAGCUGUGGGCCCCAGGUGUGCAGCGUGAACGUCGACAGACCCUCCGGGACUACAUGGCCAAGCUGCCACUUGAGAGGGCCACUCCAGGACCUGUGGCUACACCACCCUCCCAGGCCUCUAGCCUCCAGACCAUGUCUUUCAAGCAGCAGACACCUGUCCUCUCUGGCUCUCAGCCUCCCCGAAAGAGGCCACGAAUGGGCUUCUGAGUGAGGAAGGCCAUGUCUGCGAGCCUAGCCUUUAUCUUGGAGCACUGCACUGAGUUUAGCCACUCCAGAGCAGAGCCUCUACCUCACACAGAACAGUGUGCCCAUGGGAGCUUGAGCAGCUUAGAGCCUGGCGGAAGCAGCGGGGAACGUCGGGGUUGUGUAUUUGAUGGCAGGCUAUGCCUAAGAGCUGCAUGCACAGGCCGCACCAGCAUGGCUGAUGCUGGGUCCCUCAGUCCCGAGUCCCCCAGUCUCCUUCCUUCUCCCACUGCCAUUCUCUGGGCCACAUGGAGCUGCAGAAAACCAGGAGAUCAUGCCACAAAAGUUCAUGCAUCCAUGGCAAAGGGCCAGCUCCUACAACCUGGAUCUGAGGUCACCCCUGCACCUCAGUGCAGCAGGGUUGUUAGAAAGUAGGGCCACUAUGUCAGGCUUAGCCUCCUGUCCUUGAGGAGGCAGCUCAGCCUGAGUGCCCCCUGAGGUGGCACAGUGUGGGUCAGCUGUUGUGUGUUGUUUGUGCCACAGUCCACAUAGGUUCAACAGGCGGUGACACUUUGACUCUGGGACUGAAUAAACCUGUCCACUGGCCAUGAGCCAGAUGGUCAUGUGGCAGA